AUGGUGAACGUUUACAAUCAAGGUCACGGAUAUUAUACGAAGCACCUCGGUGAAAAUCUCUGCGUAAAUCAUCAUUGUGGAGAUUACCUUUAUCUUUAUAACAAUGCGGCAAAUGCUUAUUCUUUGGAGGAGUUUGACAAUCAUUUUGUAGAAUUCAAGAACAAAUGCCCCGCGGCAACCAUCGUCCUUGAGCAUGAUAUUGGUUUUGAGAAGUGGAGCAGGGCACAUUAUCCUGGCAAUAGAUAUGAUGUGAUGACCACAAAUAUCGUCGAGUCACUCAAUGCUAUGUUGAUAGACGAAAAAGAGUAUCCCGUGGCAUCUAUAUUUAAUUUGAUUACUAAGAGGUUUGGAGAAUUAUUUAGGGAGAGGCAUACAUAUAUCCUCAAAUCAAUGGAUAAUCAAAUGGUGUCAGCUGCGGAAAAAAUCGCAAGAAAAAAAAUGAUAGAGGGCGCUUCCUUGUAUGUGGAGAAUAUAAUCGGGGAUGGCAAUCAAUUUAUUGUGUUCGGUGCGGGUGUUACUGCCUAUGUGGACCUAUUGGAAAAGUCAUGUUCAUGUAGGUAA
Solanum verrucosum is the source of this 561-nucleotide messenger RNA. RefSeq lists its product as uncharacterized. The transcript has a single exon. NCBI's taxonomy places the organism in Eukaryota, Viridiplantae, Streptophyta, Magnoliopsida, Solanales, Solanaceae. The record is from RefSeq and is a predicted model, not a curated record. The coding region runs from base 1 to 561 and encodes 186 amino acids.